Messenger RNA from Neoarius graeffei (lesser salmon catfish), 2801 nucleotides. RefSeq lists its product as uncharacterized. Bases 1157 to 2770 code for a protein of 537 amino acids. The record is from RefSeq and is a predicted model, not a curated record. The transcript is spliced from 10 exons. Lineage: Eukaryota; Metazoa; Chordata; Actinopteri; Siluriformes; Ariidae.
AAGUCGCCAGGUCAUCACAGGGCGCCUGUGGAAUCAUGGUUUUUCCACAGGCGCAUCAGAAUAAGUCCACGUUACUGACAGCCUCCACUUCCAUACAUCAUGGCCUAUGAAAUCAAUCAGCCUGGACCUCCACUGAUGAUUAUCGAUCCAUUUGCACCUUCUGUAGCAUACCAACCUGCACCUGCAGUGGGAUUCAUUCAACCACCUCCACCUCCUGUAAUAAUCCAGCCUGAACCUCAACCAACUGUAAUAUUUGAAGCACCUUCUGCAGUAUAUGAGCCUGAACCUCAACCAACUGUAGUGCUUGAAGCACCUACUACAGUAUACCAGCCUGAACCUCAACCAACUGUAGUGCUUGAAGCACCUACUACAGUAUACCAGCCUGAACCUCAACCAAUUGUAGUGCUUGAAGCACCUACUACAGUAUACCAGCCUGAACCUCAACCAACUGUAGUGCUUGAAGCACCUACUACAGUAUACCAGCCUGAACCUCAACCAACUGUAGUGCUUGAAGCACCUACUACAGUAUACCAGCCUGAACCUUAACCAACUGUAGUGCUUGAAGCACCUACUACAGUAUACCAGCCUGCACCUCAACCAACUGUAGUGCUUGAACCACCUACUGCAGUAUACCAGCCUGCACCUCAACCAACUGUAGUGCUUGAACCACCUACUGCAGUAUACCAGCCUGCACUUCAACCAACAGUCAUGACGAACGUUCCUGUGGUAAUUCAGGCUCCUAUGAAGUCUUUACCAGCAGCAACGAAGUGUGGUUUCUGCCAGACACAAGUUGUCACAAUAACUGAACCCAUCAACGGAACCCUUAUUUGGUUGAUUUUCGGUUUGCUCUUCAUCUUCUGAUUCGUGCAUGCGUGUUAACGUCAAAGGCGCGUGCUCAACUCCAGUAGAAAUGCAGUGCGCAUGUGCAUUUUCUCAUCCACCUGCGGACCGCGUGAGAAGAGUUUGAUAGAUCCUUCUAAAUGUAGCUGUGCCUUCUGACUUAACUUCGAAUUCGUCGGUUGGAUUUCUUCACGUUUUUGUUUGGUUUGGCAGUCUGGCCUGUCAUAGUCUGUCCAUAUUCCUGUCUGGCUGACAUCCUCAUCUGACUGGUGAACGUAAAUUAUCAUCAUCGGGAGAGACUUGCUUCGAUUAAAAUAUGCAGAUGCCAAUGAUGUUGAGGGUUGUUGUUGAUGAGGGAGACUACCGUAGGCUUGAACUAGACCCAGUGCCAACAAAUCUGACCAAGCUGUAUGACACAAUUCGACAAGCAUUUGGGAUAUCUAGAGAUUUUCGUAUUCAAUUCAAGGACCCAGUGUUCAAUGAUGAAUAUAUGAACAUUACUUCAAUAAUGGACCUACAGGACAGAAGUACAAUUAAGUUGGUCUAUAUUGGUGAUGUGUCCACUGCCUCAUGGUCUCCAGGUCCCUCAACACACAAUGUGCCCUCUACGUCAUGGUCUCCAGUAGAACGAAGCAGUAGCCAAAGCGCUGCUAGUGUGUCCUCACAGUCAUCAGACACAGAUGACACGGUAAUCCUAUCUCAUUCAGACUCAGAACUGAGAGAAUGUCCAUGGCCACGUGAAUUCCCUAUUCCGCGGUUUCCUUACAAUGUGGAGUUACAGCUUCAACGCGGAAAUGAGUGCUUCAGAGAAACUGGAUCUCUGCUGAAUAUUACUCCAGGCCUCAAGACUGACAUCAUGGAGAAGCUAGCUGAGGAGAUUUUUAGUUACACUGCAUACCCAAGAAAUAACCAAUUUGACGAUGUAGCAGCAGCACUCGUAAAAAAAUUCCCCUGUUUGAAAGAUCAUUCUGCUUGUGGAUACUACGCCUGGAUGAUUAGCCUCAAAUAUAAGAUGGCAAAUCACAGAACAAAAAUGAGAGCGAUUGGCUGUCCAGAAGUGACAAUAAAUUCUCUCAAAAACAAGUCUAAGGAUGACUGUCUCCCAGCCAAAAACGUGAAGAAGGCCAGGAAGGCUGAAGUAAACUACUGUCCCUCAAACCCUGCUGGUGAAACUGAUGAAAGCCUAGAAAAGCUCCGAGUUGAACUGCUCAAUGAUGUUGAGCAAAGGGACCGUACACAGCUGGUGAAAGAGAAGAUGUCCAGAACCUUCGCUUUCAGAAGAAAGGAGGUGGUACACGGAACUCCAUCUGCUGCUGAGUUCAAAGCCAGGUGGCCUGCACUUUUCUGUGCUGGUGAGUUGCAGGCAGAGUUCCAACGCAUCACAACAUUGCCACUCAUGUCUACUUUCAUGGCAAAGCUGGACAGCUGUCUACCUCAGCUGACUUCUGUACUCCACAAAAAGGGAGGCAUUCCUGGCCAGAAACUAGCCAAACAUGUGACAGUCUUGACGGAAACUACCAGUCCCAUUAGUCAGAAGAGGUCAGCUGCCUUGAAGUCGUUAUGCAUCUACUUGGGCGAGAAAGAUGAAGAUCUCAUCCGGGAGUAUAUGGACAUCCAAGGACUUGAUAUCGAGAGGGAAUUCCGCAAGCAACCCAUGGGCAUCUACCUUAUCUGCAAAGACGGGGGAGAUGCUGGAGACCACGAAGAUAUUGGGAUCCAUGUGGAGGGCACUAUUGUCCUCGACAACAUUGCCAGUGAAGCACAGGCCUGUGUUUUCAUGUUUGCAAUAAUAUAUGUCAUGAACAUGGCAUAUCCACGUGAGCUCAGGUACUUUUAUGAGUUUGUCCAGAAAGUGCUCAUGGAGAUGGAUCGGGAGCGAGUCUCCCCAAGAGUUUAUGGACUAAAAAACAAAUUGGAUGCUGCACUGUAAGGUUUUUUUUUUUUUUUUUGGGGGGGGGGGG